GAGAAUAGCACAGGCUCAGAGCAGCAUAUGAAAAAUAAAAAGAGAGAGAGAGAGGAUCGAGUGAUGGAGGGUCUGGGGCACCUGCUGCUGUUCGCCUUCCUCUUCUGGUUCUCCACCUUCAUGGUCGCACCGGUGAUGACCGACGUCACCAUGGCGGCGCUCUGCCCCGGCCGCGACGAGUGCUCCCUCGCCAUCUACCUCACCGGGCUCCAGCAGGCGGUUUCAGGGCUGGGGGCGCUGGUCCUGACGCCGGUGGUCGGCAACCUGUCCGACAGGUACGGCCGGAAGGCACUGCUGGCGCUGCCCGCCACGGCGUCCAUCGUUCCUCUCGGCAUCCUGGCGUACGGCCGGACCAAGGGUUACUUCUACGCGUACUACGUGACCAAGACGCUGACGGCGAUGGUCUGCGAAGGCACCAUGAUGACCCUCUCGCUUGCCUACGUGGCCGACAGGGUGCCGGAGACGAGGCGCGCGGCGGCCUUCGGCGUCUUCUCCGGCGUCUGCAGCGCCGGCUUCGUCGGCGGCACCGUGGCAGCCCGCUUCCUCCCCGUCUCAUCCACGUUUCAGGUCUCAGCGGUGGCAGCCGUCGCGACGGCCGUCUACAUGAAGGCCUUCCUCCAGGAGACGGACGGCGGAGCCUCCGUAUCCUCCUCUUCCUCCUCCUCCUCCGGCAGCGGCAGCGACGAGGAGGCGGCCUGCCGCCGGCCGCUCUGCCUCCCCUCCUCCAGCAGUAGCGAGGAGGCGGCGUCGCUGCCAAGGCUCCCGCCACUUCGGAAGGCGCCGUCGCUGUCGGAGAUUGCAGCCGCUCUUACCAGCAGCUCGACCUUCUGCUGUGCGGCCGUCGUCACGUUUUUCCACGGCCUCGGUGAGACGGGCCUACUGAGCGCACUACUGUACUUCCUCAAGGCGAAAUUCCACUACAGCAAGAACCAGUAUGCCAAUCUGCUACUUAUCAUCGGCAUCACAGGAAGCUUCUCGCAGCUAACUGUGAUGCCACUCCUAGUGCGAAAGCUAGGUGAGCAGAAGCUACUUGUCAUAUCACUAGUGGCGAGCUGCGGGCAGGCAUUCCUAUACAGCAUCUCAUGGUCGUCCUGGGUCCCAUAUCUUGCCGCAAGCAGUGUAAUAUUAAGCAUGCUGGUCACACCUUGUAUAAGAAGCAUCGUAUCAAAGAAAGUGGGACCUUUUGAACAGGGAAUGGUCCAAGGGUGCAUGACUGGAAUAAGCUCGACCGCAAGUGUCGUAUCUCCUCUAAUCUUUACUCCUCUCACAGCCUGGUGUCUAUCAGAAGCUACGCCUUUCUACUUAAAAGGUUUCAGCGUUGCCUGUGCUGGGUUUGCAACGCUGGUAGCGUUGGCGACGAGCAUAAGUAUGAGGCCAGCUGAAGUGCAGCCAGAUAGGAAAUAGAUGAGCUAUUGACCUCUGUUUUUAUGGGUAAAAGAAGGUAGAUACAUGCCUGUAAAUAGUAUUUACAUCCUACACUUAGUCUUCUACUACCAUUUACUAUUCAAUGUCAAAUGUAGUAGUAUUAUGUAAUUUCCUUGCCGGGCCACAUUAUUAGUUGAUCAACACUGGUCCUAACAUUUUGGAGGUCUGAGUGAAAACUAAUAUAGAGACCUCUCUCAUCUCUUUCUCUCUCU
Molecule: messenger RNA, 1637 nt
Organism: Zea mays
Lineage: Eukaryota; Viridiplantae; Streptophyta; Magnoliopsida; Poales; Poaceae
Product: tetracycline transporter protein
Exons: 14
Coding region: 28-1404 (458 amino acids)
Biological process (GO): transmembrane transport
Cellular component (GO): membrane
Molecular function (GO): transmembrane transporter activity
Source: RefSeq, marked provisional